GCAUGAACCACUUGAAUGAUGGUUCUGGGAAAAGCCACAGACUGAGCUCCCAGCCCCCUGCACUAUGCUCCUGCCAUCUGAGUCAACUCUUAUAAAAAAAGUUCCUGGUAAUGUAGUUCAACCAGUUGGCUGAGACCUGAGCUAUCCAAUCAAAACCGCCCAACUAUACCAUCAUUUGCAUCUUUACUGACCAAUCAGAGCAGCUCCACAAUCACCAAACAGAAUGCCUAUUUCCAACCAAUCAGUGCUAUUUGGAUUAGACUAUGCAAAUUUGGAUAUUUCAUUUGCAUGAAAGUAGACCAAUCAAAGAGCAGGGGGAUAAUUUGUGAAAAUUCGCCUCCCGUUUUUCUCAGCAGAGUACACUUUGGGUUUCUACCAGAGGCUGCGUUUCCAGGUAUCCAAACUAUUUACCUGAAUAAAGUUUCUCUUUUUACCACACCCCAUAUUGUGGACUCCUAUUGGCAUUAGACUGGUGGCAGUGAUCUCUUGUUGACAAACCAAAACCAGCUGCAUUCCUAAUUUCAGCCCACCUGAGGCUCUGAUGAGUGGCAGGAAGGUGAAUAUUUCUCAGCCAAUAGGAGUGAGCCACACCCUGUGAGGGGCUCAUAAAAAGCAGGCUCAUCAGGCCAGCCUGCAUAUCUGACUCUGGACUUGUCAGAAGGAGGGUCUUUCCUUUGGGCUUCAUGAUGGAAUCAUCAGGAAUGAAAAACCAAGACCCCCACAGUCCCUCCAUCCAAAGCCCCACUGAACAGCCCCCUCUCCAAAAGAACUCCUUUGAAGAAAGGGGCUCAGAUGUGGAGGAAAAACCAUUCCAGGAUGGCAAGAACUCCUCUUCCCAGUUACGAGAGAACAACAUCCAAAGGCGAGGGUCAGAGCCCAAGACAGACAAGGAAGAGAAUUCUAAGAAAACUGAACUCAAAGGCAGAAAUAGCUGCCUUGCUCGAUCAGAAGCAGAACGCUGCUCCAAUCGGGAGAGCUCUGGCAAGAGAAAAAGCAGUUCCAGGGACAGCCCCUCUGACAGAGCAGGGGCCUCUGUAGCAGAUGAGGGCAGUGUGACUUUGGAAAAGAUGAAACAAAAGGUCCCCGAUGCUGGCCACAGCAGUGACAGUGAGGAAACCUGGGAUACCUGCCCCAGAAAAGCCCAGAGGAGGAGCAUUGGGCGCAGCAAGCGGCCGAGAUCCAGGUCUCCAGGAGUCCAGCCACCUCCACUUCGGAAAAGCCUGGUGACUUCCCUGCGUGCUAUGUCUGAGGCCAUUUAUCAGAAUGUAGUCCGGGUACAGGACCAGCACGUUCCUUCCUCUCUGAACUGGGAGCAGCUGGCCCAGCUCCGGGGGCGUCUGUGUGCCCAGGUGCAGACCUUCUAUGCCAUGGCCACCCAGGCGGCCUAUGUCUUCCCUGCUGAGGGCUGGCUUGUCCCAACCCCCCUGCCGGGUCCCUGGAGUCCAGUUGGGAAUGGAGAAACCCAGAGCUCUUCCUAGGAGGGAAACCUGGGAGGGUCUGCCUCUUCCCUGGACAGGAGAUGGCUGAGGCUCACAGUGGGUGGGAUUAAGUCUCAGCUAAGGGCACAGGACCCCAUUCAGCAGAUGCAGCUCUGGGAGCAACAGCAGAGCCCUGUCCUUCCCAGAGUCAUGCCGAUGACCAUCAGGGCCUUUUUUCGACGUUGUAUGUUAACAAAUGAUAGAGCUUGGGAUUGUCAUCAGAAAGGAACUUGAAAGACAGACUCAGAAUGGUGAACUCUGGGUUUCCUUGAGGACUAAAUUUCCAAAAUGUAAAUUUCAUGUUAGACAUUUCAUGUAAUUUGAAUAUCUUAGGAGAGCCAAGCAUUAUUUGAAAAUGAGAACAAAUAUCUGGUUGUAAUUCUAAUGUGUUUAUCUUAAAGUGUAAAAUGUUAACAUAUUUCUGUCCUCCCCCUUGAAUUCCUCCCUCUUUCACCUCCAGUCCAUGAAGGACUGAUAUCCACAAACCUUUAAUAGCCUUUAAUUCUGUGUGGAGAAAUAUUUCAACAUUUUAGUUUGAUGAAAUCAUGGCAAGAUCACCACAUCACUUUUGUUUUCACUGUAGUUACUACAUAUUAAAUGCUUAUUGAGCAUAUGUAUUUAUCCUUCAGCUAGCUCAUAUGAUAUGCCUAAUUCUAAAUUUUCUUCUAUUUUAUAGAUUUCAAUGUAUCCUAUUUUAUUAGGGGAUAUUAAAUUUUACAUAAGGUAUUGUCAUUUGUUUUACAUAUUGUGUCUUAUUUUAUAUAAUUUUUUUGUUCGUAUUUUACACUGGGAUCAUGUAAUCUUUCAUCAAA
Molecule: messenger RNA, 2290 nt
Organism: Hipposideros armiger (great roundleaf bat)
Lineage: Eukaryota; Metazoa; Chordata; Mammalia; Chiroptera; Hipposideridae
Product: protein FRG2-like-1
Exons: 5
Coding region: 684-1478 (264 amino acids)
Source: RefSeq, a predicted model, not a curated record